CUGCUGGCAACCUGGCAACGCGUAAUCAUCGCUGAAGCCGCUGCUCAAUUUUUUUUUAUUCAUACUGUGCGCUAGUAGCAACAAUUAUGGCUGGGAUGUUUCUGUUUUAAACAUGUUUAAAUUGAUGGUCGGAUUGAGUUAAGUUUGUUUGUUGUAAUAGAAGUACAGGAUGCGUUUUGCGGCAAAGCGCUGCGGGGUGCAGUUCAGCCCUCCGUCCAUAGUUUUAAUUUAUGAGCACACGGAAACCAAAAAGGUGCGAAAAAGAAUAAUACCUGUGCGAAAUUUCUCCAAAUACUCCGACUACAGCAUGGCUGCUGAAAGGCUGAAGAACAACCCUCGGCACAGGGACUACCUGGAGGGUGUCUCUCAAAGCCAGCUUGAGAAGCUUCACAUUAUCCUGCGUGAUCACAUGCAGGGCUUCAGUCUGGAGCACAGCCUCUCCUCGUUCUGUCUGGACCCUGACGAAGACCUGAACAAACUGGACGAUGAGGACCUGGCACGCAAGAAAGGCCAAAUGGACGAACUGUUUGAGAAAAACCGGAGACGCAAAGAUGAUCCUGACUUUGUUUACGACUUGGAAGUUGAUUUCACUAAGACCACCUUAGACAAGUGCAGCUGGGAUGAUGAAUCAGAUGAUGGAUUUUGAAACUCUCUCUUUACCAAUGUUUUAAUUAAGAAUGUAGAUUGUAAAUCUAUAGUGAGACUGCAGGAACAUACAACCCAACUGAUGUAGAUGGCAAUGCUUCAAUAAACGUCAAUAUAGUAGAAA
This is a messenger RNA of Neolamprologus brichardi, 769 nucleotides long. It is a transcript of the gene cep19, whose product is annotated as centrosomal protein 19. Lineage: Eukaryota; Metazoa; Chordata; Actinopteri; Cichliformes; Cichlidae. Gene Ontology annotation, cellular component: centrosome; centriole; spindle pole. The record is from RefSeq and is a predicted model, not a curated record. Gene Ontology annotation, biological process: microtubule anchoring at centrosome; trans-Golgi to periciliary membrane compartment transport.